This is a messenger RNA of Varanus komodoensis (Komodo dragon), 3552 nucleotides long. RefSeq names its product semaphorin 3G (gene SEMA3G). The transcript has 14 exons. Gene Ontology annotation, molecular function: semaphorin receptor binding; chemorepellent activity. The record is from RefSeq and is a predicted model, not a curated record. Gene Ontology annotation, biological process: positive regulation of cell migration; axon guidance; neural crest cell migration. NCBI's taxonomy places the organism in Eukaryota, Metazoa, Chordata, Lepidosauria, Squamata, Varanidae. The coding region runs from base 11 to 2071 and encodes 686 amino acids.
UGUCUGGCUUAUGUUACAGAUUUACUGGCCGCCUCUCCCAGGACAGAAAGAAGAAUGUUUUCGGAAAGGAAAAGACUCGGUGACGGAAUGUGCCAACUAUAUCAGAGUACUUUAUCCUUUAAACCGGACACACCUCUUGGCCUGUGGGACUGGAGCUUUCCACCCAAUCUGUGCUCUUGUUUACGUGGGACACCGAGGAGAGCAUGUGUUUAACUUGGAUCCAACCAGUGUAGAAAGUGGGCGGGGCAGAUGUCCACAUGAGCCCAAUCGGGGAUUUGCGAGCGCUUUCAUAGGUGGAGAUUUGUAUACUGGGCUAACAGCAGAUUUCUUGGGCAGGGACUCUGUCAUCUUCCGAACCAUGGGGCAUCGGUCCUCUCUACGUACUGAGAUGGACCAGCGGCUGCUUAACGCCCCCAAAUUUGUCUCUGCCUACCUGAUCCCAGACAAUGAUGAUCGGGACAAUGACAAGGUCUAUUUUUUCUUCACUGAGAAGGCAGUAGAGUCAGACAGCAAAGGGCGUGCCAUCUUCAGCCGUGUUGGAAGGAUCUGCGUGAAUGAUGCUGGGGGACAACGAGUGCUGGUCAACAAAUGGAGCACCUUCAACAAGGCCCGGCUCGUGUGCUCUGUCCCGGGACCAGACGGCAUCGACACCUACUUUGAUGAGCUGGAAGAUGUCUUUCUUCUGAGAACUAAAGAUGGGAAGAGUCCUGAAAUCUACGCGCUCUUUAGCACCAUCAGCAAUGUCUUCCAAGGCUUUGCCGUCUGUGUAUAUCGUAUGGCAGACAUCUGGGAGGUUUUUAAUGGACCGUAUGCUCACAAAGAUGGCCCUGAUCACCAGUGGGCAGCUUAUGAAGGCAAGGUGCCUUACCCAAGGCCAGGAGUGUGCCCCAGCAAAACCACCAACCAGCCGAGCCGUCAGUACUCCUCCACCAAGGACUAUCCGGACGAGGUGCUCCACUUCGCACGUGCCCACCCACUGAUGAGCAAGGCUGUGCACCCAGUCCAUCGCCGGCCUGUGCUGGUGAAGACCAACCUUCAGCAUCGCCUGAGGCAGAUAGUGGUGGACCGCGUGGAAGCUGAGGACGGGCAGUACGAUGUCAUGUUCAUCGGCACAGAUGCUGGCUCCAUACUGAAGGUCAUAGCUCUUCAGAGAGGGAACUCUGCAGCGGCUGAAGAAGUCAUUUUGGAAGAACUUCAAGUGUUUAAGGCAUCAGUCCCCAUUACGGAGAUGGAAAUCUCUGUCAAACGACAAAUGCUUUAUGUGGGCUCCCGGGUGGGAGUUGCGCAAGUGAAGCUGCACCAGUGUGAGACCUACGGGACAGCCUGUGCGGAGUGCUGCUUGGCACGGGACCCUUACUGUGCCUGGGACGGCCACACCUGCACCAGAUACCAGGCAUCAGGCAAGCGCCGCUUCCGCCGGCAGGACAUCCGAAAUGGGAACCCCAUGCACCAUUGCCUGGACCAAAACUUGACAGUGGAUGACUUCGACAGCACAGAGGAGAAAGUGGUGUAUGGGACUGAGCACAACAGCACAUUCCUGGAGUGCAUCCCCAAGUCGCCCCAGGCCACAGUGCAGUGGUUCGUACACCGGUCCCCAGAGGAGCUAAGAGACGAGGUGAAAACGGAUGACCGGAUCAUGAAGACUGAACAAGGACUGCUGUUCCGGAAGCUGUUCCGCCAGGAUGCCGGGAUGUAUUACUGCAAGGCUCAGGAGCACGGCUUCGCUCAGACCGUCACCAAGAUCAUGCUGGAGGUGAUUGAGGGCGAGCAGCUGGAGCAGGUCUUCCAGCGAGAGCAAGAGGAGGAGCCGCCCCGCCUGCCUUGCCGGGGCCCCGAUCCUCGAAUGCUGCACGGGCAGAGGAUGUGGUUUAAAGACAUCAUGCACCUUAUUGGCUAUGCCAACCUGCAGAGAGUAGAGGAGUACUGUGAGCGUGUGUGGUGCGGGGACCGCCAGCUGCGGCACAAAGGCAAGUCCCCAAAGAGCAAGAACAUGUUGGACGGAGGCAAAAAGGGGCGGGCCAAGCAGCACAGUGAGAGGAACCGGGUGCCCAGGGAGGCAGCAGCCACAUAAGAGGAAGCGGACGCCGGCACAUGGCAAGAAGAGAACGUGGAGGAGGAGGGACAUCAUGGACACACCUUCCUCUUUGUAGACAACAAUCAGCCCCUCCAGGAACCGUCUGCAUGAUGGGACAGGUCCUGAUGCGAGGGCCGUUUUGCUGAUCGGCUGAGCCAGGAGACCUUCCUUGCUGGAAGCAUGCCUCUUCCCCCCACCACCAGCACUGGGCACAAGGCCUCCAAAGGCACCAGCACGGCUCCUUUCCCUAUCCCUCCUUGAUGCCUUUUGCUCACACACCAUGAGUCUGUGGCAUCCGGGGUGGGAAGGUGUGGGGCAGCCUUACGCAUGGAGACCCUGUGCACUUUCAGUGCUGCUCCCUAGGAGGAGGUUGCUCAGUCUGACUGGGCCACAUGAUGCUAAGAAGGGUGCGCUUGGGAUCCCACCACGUGGCUGGCUGAAGACAAAGGGAGGCCAUAAGCCCUGCUCAUUGCAAGUCUGCUUCAAAAACUGGGCAGAAAUAUUAGGAAGCUGCUGCAAGGGAUGGCGGGUGCUGGCAGCCAGGGCUCUCCUGGAGGUGCCACGUGGCAGGCGCCAGGUGCAUAGAGCAGAAGCCGAGAUCACCCCUUUGAAGAGAGCAGACAGCUGACCUCAGUGGGCUUUUCCUGUAUAGCACAUACAUUUAGAAAGUGAGUGGGUAGGAUCACUGAGCUACAGAAUGCCUUUGGUGGCAGAGGAGGCAAAUAUUUAUUUGUACAUCCAAAGAACCCGAUUGUCUCAAGCGAGCUCAGCUUGGCCCUGGUCAGCAGGUAGAAAGCAAUAUAAACUCUGGGCAUUUCCACACAUGAGGCUUCAAAGGGCUGCCUGUUUUGCAAUGUGACUCUGUGCCAUACCUGUGCCCAAAAGAUCCAUUUGUAUUACAGACACCCCUUUCCUGCUUCCCCAUUUAAAUGAGCAAUGAUUAGGUGUUGCAUAAAUAUGCUUGUAUAAAAUAUGUUUGCCUACAGAGCGCAAAAAGAGAUCCAUGUGUUAUAUUGCAGCUGUUAGUCUGGUGCAAAACUGGAGUGGGGUUAGGGAUCCUGUGGGGUGGGUGAGUGAGUGGCAGGGGAAAAUCAUUUCCUUCCUCCAGCCCCUUCCUGUUGCAAAGCACCCACUCCCAGGAAUGAGCUGGAUCACCAAAGGAACCACCUGGUUGUCUCGACAAGCGGCUGCGGCAUAACCCUCAGCCACAUGUACUCAGACCUCCUCUGCUUUGCGUGCAGCCUCAUGUACCCAGAACAGCUGCCUCUCCGUGUAAGAUCCUCCUCGUCUGUGUCUUCGAGGCACUCCCAGUGACACUCGCUGAGCCAUGCAGCAUUUCUGUGCCUCAGUGUCAGAACCCCAUCAAGGUACUGACCUUGAGUAAGCUCUCUUUCACUCCUGUGUCUCUAUGAAAACACCAACAGCUGAAUGAAAACCACCAGUUUGUUCAACCAUUAAAUGAAAUCCUUGUGCUGUGA